This is a messenger RNA of Arvicanthis niloticus (Nile rat), 1625 nucleotides long. RefSeq names its product MORF4 family-associated protein 1. Lineage: Eukaryota; Metazoa; Chordata; Mammalia; Rodentia; Muridae. The record is from RefSeq and is a predicted model, not a curated record.
GGGGUCGCAAGCGCAGAGCGCUGGUUGACGGUUGGGACUCCAUUUUGUUCAUCGCUCGUCUGCUCGGCAGUCGCUCGUCUCCGUGGCUUCUCCGAGGCGGAAAGUUGGAACAGCGGCCGAAGUUUUGAGGACUCGGCCCGAGCUCGGUCAGUGAGUGUCGUGCAGACGAGCAAAGCAGCGGAGAUGCGGCCCCUGGACGCAGUGGAGCUGGCGGAGCCCGAGGAGGUGGAGGUGCUGGAGCCCGAGGAGGACUUCGAGCAGUUUCUGCUGCCCGUCAUCCACGAGAUGCGCGAGGACAUCGCGUCGCUGACGCGCGAGCGCGGACGCGCGCCCGUGCGCAACCGGGGCAAGCUGUGGGAGAUGGACAAUAUGCUGAUCCAGAUCAAGACGCAGGUAGAGGCUUCUGAGGAGAGCGCUCUCAACCACCUGCAGGGCGCGGCUGGCGCCGAGCCCCACGACCCCAGGGCGGAGAAGGCCGACGAGAAGGCGCAGGAGAUGGCGAAGAUGGCCGAGAUGCUGGUGCAGCUCGUGCGGCGGAUAGAGAAGAGCGAGUCUUCGUGAGCGGGCCGCGGUUUCCAGCCAAUGGAUUCUGGUUGAGUGAUGGCGAUUGGCUGACAUGACACCCUGGAGAAGCUGAAACCAGAGAGCCUUUUGUUUUCCUUUUUUUCCUUUCUUUUCUUUUUCUUUUUUUUUUCUUCUUUUCUUUCUUUUCCCCUCUGUCUUCACUCUGUUCUCAUUGACACUACGUUUCUGCUAUGGUCUGCGGUUGACGACCUCGAUAUGAGUUUUUGAUUAUUCAGUGGUUCCUUUUUUUGUUUGUUUGGGGGAAAUAACUUUGAUUUGGAAAAUGUGCUCACAUACGGGAAUUAGGGCCUAGAUUGUAAGCCCUGUGGCAGUUGAAUAACGUUCAUUCCUGGCCUUUGGUUGUUUGUUGUUCCUGAAUUUUGAGGUGCUUUGCUCUUUCUUGGGUGACCUGAUAGCUCCCUGAACUUUGGGUCCCUGUGACACUUGAGACUCGAGACUCGGAGUUGUAGCUCACCGCCUCUGAAAGUUCUGAAGGAGAUUUCGUUAAUUCUAGAAGACUCGGUGCAGCAAUGGCAGAAGAAGGGACCAGACUUCAUCUGGGACUGUGGAUGGGCCUUACAUGGCUAGGACUGAUGACCUGGAAGAAGGGUCGGAAGAUAGUAUUGUUUCUAUUGGGGGACUUUAAUUUCUGUGUGAGACCAAAGGAGGAGAGAUGUAUUUUGUGCAAAAUUUAAAUUUUAUGUGCUACACUAUCUAUUGUAACCUGCCUGAUGAGUUUGUUGGGACAGCCUAACUCAUUUCUAAAUGAAAUGGAACCCAGUAUGGGCAAUGAGGUCUUGUUAGUCUGUACAAAUUGGUAUUCCCAUAUAUUUGAGGAGAUCCUGGGCAUAAAAUGAAAGAUCCUCGCAAUACCCUUUGUGGGCUGGGAAGGAAAACCUGCAGUGGACCCAAAACUUAAAAGAAGAGGCGUCUUCAAGGUUCAUAUGUAGUCAAGCUAUAAAUGUAUGAGUGGCAGACCUGAUAAGCAUUUGAGGACAAAACCCUUACCAUGUUGAAAACAAAAUCUUACAUGUUAAUAAAAGUAUUCGUUUGCUUGAAAA